Molecule: messenger RNA, 159 nt
Organism: Racocetra fulgida
Lineage: Eukaryota; Fungi; Glomeromycota; Glomeromycetes; Diversisporales; Gigasporaceae
Source: the annotation of a GenBank genome assembly
UUCCAUCUUUGGCCGCUCGUCAUCCAAACCUUUUCGUUCAAACUGGAACGGCCGAGGGUGAUGAAAAACUUAUUGAUUAUUGGCAUGAAGAUCCGAAUAUGAACGAAUAUUAUGAACAUUGGCAUAUUUUAUAUGCUAAUGUACAAAUGCCUAUCCCAA